Messenger RNA from Candoia aspera, 1171 nucleotides. Its product is annotated as endonuclease domain-containing 1 protein-like. The record is from RefSeq and is a predicted model, not a curated record. The transcript has 2 exons. Lineage: Eukaryota; Metazoa; Chordata; Lepidosauria; Squamata; Candoiidae. The coding region runs from base 334 to 1161 and encodes 275 amino acids. Gene Ontology annotation, molecular function: nucleic acid binding; hydrolase activity; metal ion binding.
CAUCCAUAAUUCCUUGGGGAGAAGUUACAUAAAACGGGGGGCCACCACUAAGAUGUCCCACAGGAAUCAUCUGAACCAGCAAGAAGGAGUCAUCCUAGCAAGGCCAGGAGUGAUAUAUGGGCCUCCAAUGAGAUGGGUGUCCUCUCAGGUGCCCAGGGAUUCCAGUCUUGAUGCCUGCCACCCAGUGAACAAAGCAGAAGUGACACCAAAGUUGCCCUUUCUCAGGAGAAGCUCUGACUCCCUGUCCCAAAGGUGGUCUUCAGAGAAGUCUGUCUCUCAGUUUCAGCCCUUCUUCUUCUCUUCCAGACAACAACUUUGCCCCAGCCAUUUCACAUGAUGCUGAUGUUGCUCAUUCUUGUCUCUGUGAGCUGGAGUAACAUGCCAACACAUGGAGAGGUGGUGGACUCCUUCCAAGACAAUUGUCCUCAGUUUUUCCUCCGAGGAACUCCACCAGACAUAAGGCUUCCUCCACGCCCUGCCCGCAUUUGCCAGCGUUAUAGAAACCUGUAUCGUUUUGCCACUUUGUAUGAUAAAGACAAUCGCAUCCCAGUAUAUUCAGCUUAUAUCUACAAUCCUGGGAAUGCUAAGAGACCCAGAAACUGGAUGGUUGAACCCCAGCUCAUUUGUUCAACAUUCCAACCUGCAAUGGAAACAGAAUGGGACUUCCUGAAUAAAAAGGGGUCCAAAGAAGCUCUCCAGGGCAGCCAAGCCAUCUUGCAAGAUUACAAGAACCUUACUGAUUGCAACAGAGGCCAUCUUAACCCAAAUGGACACCAGCCUGACUACAAUGCCAAGUCAUCUACCUUCACCCUGACGAACAUCGUCCCGCAAUACAUAAAGCUCAACGGUGGAGCCUGGAACAACUAUGAGCAAACAACAAUGCUGGAGAUGACCAAAGGAUGCCAGGAGACAUUUGCGGUGGUGGGAGCAGUGCCAGGGGACACCUACAUAGCUGGAGGGCGGGUCAACAGGCCCAGCUAUUUGUGGUCUGCGGCCUGUUGUGUGAUAGACAACAAUCAUCUUAGAUCCUGGGCCAUCCUUGCCAGGAAUGAACAAAAUGUGGUGCAAAAGUUGUCUUUAGGCCAGUUGGAGGAUAAGCUUGCACAGCUGUAUAAUGUGAAUCAUGUCUCCCUGUUUCAUAGUGACUGUCCCCGGCAAUAAAAUAUUGUCC